Trichoderma breve is the source of this 2157-nucleotide messenger RNA. RefSeq lists its product as uncharacterized. Bases 1 to 2157 code for a protein of 718 amino acids. The record is from RefSeq and is a predicted model, not a curated record. NCBI's taxonomy places the organism in Eukaryota, Fungi, Ascomycota, Sordariomycetes, Hypocreales, Hypocreaceae. The transcript has a single exon.
AUGUCGGAGGCCAGCUCACAAAUCGCGACUUCGCCAGCUGGUUUUCUAGAACGACCUACCAACAAUUUAAAGAGCGCACCGACCAACAAGCCCCUGGCCAAGGCCACGCGGAGAUCGGUAUCAAGUAUGAAGGGCCUGCUACCACUUACCUUGUCGACAUCUUCCUGUACGAGCCUUGCAAAUCAACUUCCCGAAGAAGCUCUUGAACAACGUGUAGAUGACUAUUUUCCCGAAGUUUUGGUUCAAGACCUAGAGUUGUCCAAGAUCAUCUUUGAAGCUCGAAGUAUGACAGCUGGCUCACCUACUUCUUCCUCACUCUUACCAUCUGACGACUGCACCGACAAGUCAAUAGCCACCAUGAAUCCUUAUCGAGCCUCUUCUCUGUCACCAUACCAAUCAGGUUAUUUGCGCGUUCAGACCCUCGGAGCUAUCCAGGAGCGAAACUCAAUGGUCUCAUUCCUCGAUCAGCAGGAAGAUGAGAGGUCUGGUGAUGCAGCAUCUGAUUCGUGCUCUGCAACCGAAACUGAUGCGUCGUCUGUAUACGACGCGGCUCCCCCCUCCUUUUUCUUACGACGCCAGUCCAUGGACACAAAUGUGCCCUCGCUGGAUCCGACAAAAGCAAAGAUGGCUCCGCCAAGGUUGUCAACAAUGUCGCCGUCGGAGAGCUCUCGCUGCGAAAGCAGCUGGAUUGAAACCGAUUCAGAUGUAGAGGAUGACCGCGAGGAAGAUGCCAUUUAUGGCACCGUUCUUCACCUUUCACCAAGACCGCCAACGCCCCCAGAAUUCGAAUCCAGAGUUGACUCUAGAUCCUCAAGCGGAAACAUGCAUAAAUUUCUGCAUCGGAAAUCACAUUCGGUCGCAGACGCCGCCGCUCUCGCGUCACAUCCAGGGCAACACUUGAGCAACUCGACGGCCCAGGCGUGGCGGCCGAGUUCCACGCAGUACUCCAGGCACUCCCAGACUCAAAUGCAGUGCCCCGACAGCCCCGAAAGCCUUUAUCUACCCAUGUCCCAAUACACUCCUCCCACGCCGCAUUCACAGAAGAUGCAUUAUACGCCAGAGAGUGGCCUCGCUCGGCGUGCUAGCAACCGGUCAAUUAUAAGACCAGCGAUAUAUCAUACCACCGACGCUACAGUGAUUGACGACUGUGCUAGAACGGAAUACAAUCAAUUUGUCUCAUCUCUUGAUUCAAAGUAUGCACCGAGGGCUGAUAGUGUCUAUAUCCGCCCCUCACCCCCUCCAUCACCUCUUCCUAGCGUGCAGAUGUGGCUCAACGGGAGCGCGCAGCUCUUUUCUCUGCCAUUCCAGAGCGAUGAGUUGGCUCGGGUAGUGCCUCUACCACCUGAUGUUAUGGAGACGCUGAGAGUCACUACGGCAUGUUUUCCAGAGACAAUGCUCCUCUCUUCUAGCUUGACUAUUGAGACGAUUCGAGCGUAUUCCAGGAAAGCUAGGAAUCCUGGGGCAGAAUUUACUCCUCCCCCAACGUCACGAUGCUCGACCCCUACGUCGAAGCAGUCACUAUGGAGAAGGGUGGUAAAGCGCGGAUCACAGCAGUCGAACCAACGGACGCGUGAUGUGCACACCCCAACUGCAAGUUUGCUGCAAUCACCCAGCUUAAGCUCGCUGGAAUCCCCCAAGCCGUGGACAUCGAUCAAGAAUGUAUUUGGCAACUGCUCUGAUUACAUUUGCGAUGCGCUUUACUCCCACAUUGUUGCCUAUAAUUACAUUUCCGCCCUUGUUGCGCGGUAUCCGACAUCACUUGGCUGUGGGCGCUCAUGCUCCUCGCCCGUUGGAUCACAACAUGACGACAUCCCCAAGAAGGCAGCUUCUCUCUUGGGUCUCAAUGAAAGAGCCAACUCCACUUCAGCUGCAUCCAUCCGUUCUGCAAAGCGAUUCAGCUCGUCGCACUGGGGUAGGGAGGAUUUCAUGGCCACGAGUCCUUUGUCUACUUCGCCUCACCAGGAUAUGGCGAUCAGGAGCAUUCAAACUGAGCUGUUGCGGUGCAUACGACGUCUGAUUGCAACCGCGAGACUGAUGGCUGAAAGUGACGGUGUAGAUGAGAAAAUGGUGGAGAUGGACAUUGAGGAUGCGGACGUGCUGUUUAUGCGCAGUCUCUGUGAGAUUGUUAGGGUGAAUGAAGAAGCAGCUUAUGUGUAA